AUGGCCAAGGCCCAAGAUGUCCCCUGCCAGCAGAAGGCAAUAUCCAGAGGCGGUGAGGAGAAGGCAGCGAUCGUGGGGCAGAUGCCUGGCAAGGGAUGGCACCAGCUGAGAGGAAGGAAGGAAGAAAGAGAAGUAACUAGCUCAAAUGUGCCUCGCUCUGCUGCCGGGGCUCGGGGGCUCGGCUGGAAGGAUCUAGUUUCUCUUCGGUGGCAGGAAAAGGAGCCACAGGAGGAGGGAGAGACGGACACCCAGACAUGCCCGUCCCGUCAGGCUGCUGGCUCCUUCUCCUUUGCCUGGCCAGGUAGGUCUGAAGCUCUCCAGGUCUAUUGGUUCUUAUGUCCUCUCUCUCCUUCUCUGCUCCAGUUGUCACUACAAAUCAGUCCGCCAUGUGAAAGUGAACAACACUAUGAACAUUCUGGACGGUGCUGUUCAAAGUGUGAGCCAGGAAAAUAUAUGUCUGCUAGAUGCACUGGUACUUCCGACAGCCUGUGCCAGCCGUGUGGCCCAAAUGAGUAUAUGGAUGUCUGGAAUGAAGAAGAUAAAUGCUUACUACAUAAAAUAUGUGAUCAAGGGAAAGCUUUGAGAGAAGUGAACCCAGGGAACAGCACGUUCCAGCGGCAGUGUGCUUGUACCAUGGGCUACCACUGGAAUGAAGACUGCGACUGCUGCCAGCGAAAUUCCAUAUGUGCUCCAGGAUUUGGAGUCGAGCAUCCUGUGCAACAAGACAAGGACACAAUGUGUACACCAUGUCCCAGAGGCUACUUCUCACAGGUCGCUUCAUCCACCGACAAAUGUAAAUCUUGGACCAACUGUACAGCUCUAGGAAUGGCAGAAAUCGUGCCUGGAACUGACAAGUCAGAUGCUGUUUGCAAGAAGAUGCCUGAGCCAUCGGAAGAUGGAACAAACAAGAUCUUAUACGUGUUGAUUGUCAUCUUGUUUUUUGUGGCACUAGUUGGCAUUGUCAUCUUCAUUGUGUACUACAAGAAUAAGGGAAAAAAGCUGACAGCAGAUCUACAGAACUGGGCUAACGAAGUGUGCAGCCAAAUAAAAGGAACAAAGGAGCCCCCAAGGGAUGCAUUUGUUACCGUGAACACCACGAAUGCUGCUGUUCCCCAGACCUCUGAAGGUGUGUGUCUCCUGGGCCCCGAUGGCUCUCCAGGCUCUGGAAACGUGUGCUGCGCCAGUGGUCACACUCCCUGCAGGAAAGGGAGCCCCGGCAUGGCACCGUGCGAGGCAGGAGGGAUCCUGACAGAGUUUUCUGUGGUAACUGAGACUGAUUAUGACCAUUUCCCACCAGUUCCCAUGGAAGAUGAAUACACAGAUAAGGAUCUUAAUACCACUGAUGAUUUAUCUUUGCUGAGUCGGACUGCCAGUAAAACUGUGUCAUCAUUUUCAGAACCGAUGGAGGCAGGGGAGAAUGACAGCUUAAAUCAAUACUUUUCAGGGAUUGGGAGCACAGAGGAUAUAUCAGUCUCUCAAGGGUCCCACCCUUCCUCCAACAUGGAUGGGGCACAUGUUGCCAUGGACAAACUUCUUCAGAAAUCUUGCCAAUGUGCCCACAGUUGCUUGAAGGAAACGGGCAGUAAAGACACAGAUUGUUUUGCAACAAACUGUGACUCAGAGAAGAUCUGUGUGAGGUGUGGCAUUUCAUACAGGGAAUAUCCCAAAAAGUGGAGCAAACCCUGUUGUGCUGCAGCUGACAGUGCCUCCACCUCCCCAGAAACCGGAUCCUGUGCACAGUGUACCUGUGGCUUGAAUUUUCUCUCUGCUGGUCAGAGCACUAUAGCAAGUGAACACGGUAUGGAAGAUGCACCUUCGGAUAGUACCAACAUGAAGUACCAGAACGCAAACAGAAGCACAUCAGGGACAAACAGCAGCACGUCAGACCUCCCUCCAGCAUCUGGAAAUGUGACUGGAAACAGUAACUCCACCUUUAUCUCAAGUGGACAAGUAAUGAAUUUCAAGGGUGACAUCAUUGUUGUCUACCUUAGCCAAAACUCCCAGGAGGGGACAACAGCCUCAGGGCCAAGCGAGGAGAACGUGGGCAGCCCUGUGCAGGAGGAGAACCUCAGCCGCUGCGAGACUUUCGCCGGCAACGCCCAGCACUACAAGGAGAAGUGUGCGGAGCUGCAGGGCGCUUGCCCGCUGGCGGGGAGCGGGAGGCCGCAGCGGCGUUCUGCUGGAGCCCUGGCCCAGCAGCGGGGCCCGUCCCGCCACGGCCAGGCCUCGCAGCCCGUGCAGGAGGAGGGGAAGCUGGGACACUUCUCGGAGAAGGUGUUGAACUGA
Molecule: messenger RNA, 2286 nt
Organism: Antrostomus carolinensis (chuck-will's-widow)
Lineage: Eukaryota; Metazoa; Chordata; Aves; Caprimulgiformes; Caprimulgidae
Gene: TNFRSF11A
Product: TNF receptor superfamily member 11a
Exons: 11
Coding region: 1-2286 (761 amino acids)
Biological process (GO): positive regulation of bone resorption; multinuclear osteoclast differentiation; tumor necrosis factor-mediated signaling pathway
Cellular component (GO): external side of plasma membrane
Molecular function (GO): tumor necrosis factor receptor activity; cytokine binding
Source: RefSeq, a predicted model, not a curated record